Molecule: messenger RNA, 1188 nt
Organism: Temnothorax curvispinosus
Lineage: Eukaryota; Metazoa; Arthropoda; Insecta; Hymenoptera; Formicidae
Product: carbonic anhydrase 1-like
Exons: 5
Coding region: 244-1173 (309 amino acids)
Cellular component (GO): cytoplasm
Molecular function (GO): carbonate dehydratase activity; zinc ion binding
Source: RefSeq, a predicted model, not a curated record
UUGAAGUAAACUUCAUAUCAAUUUUUAGUAAAACUUAUCAUUUGACGUUCCACACAUUUUAUUUCUUAUACUUUCAUAAAUAUUUUUGAUAGAAAUUAUUAUGCGGUAUGAAACACUGGGCAAAUUGUCAAGUAUAUACUGCUCGCCUAAAAAUUUAUUACGUCGGAAAUAUUGCACGCAGGUCUUAACAAACCUGAACUUUUUUUUUAAACUACAAAUGUCGAGUAAAGCUUCAUUAUAAAAAUGUUAGAUUUCUCGUUAGCGGAAUGUAUGGUCGCGUGUAGCAGCGUUCUGCUCAUGGUGCUAUUAUUAACUGAAAUUUUGGAUUGGACGCAAUUAUUUUCAUGGAUGGAAAACGACUACCGCCCACCAGCUUUUUCAUUCGGCUAUGCUCAUCAGAAUGGUCCUCAUACUUGGAAAGAUUUAUAUCCUGAGAGCACUGGUAGCAACCAAUCGCCUAUUAAUAUCACCACUAGGCUCGCCGUAGUUGUGCAACCAUCUGAACCACUUCGAUGGAGCAAUUACAAUAGUGGACCUCUGUCGAUGACUAUCGCAAAUGAUGGCCAUACUGUGAUACUCCGAGGAUUCUGGACCAGCGCCACAUGGCCACAGCUUCAAGGAGGGCCAUUGACCGAUACAUACGAUUUCUUUAACGUUCUCUUCCAUUGGGGCCCGUCAAAUGAAGAGGGCAGUGAACACACCUUGGACUACGUUCGUUUUCCUAUGGAACUACAGAUCAUUCACAUUAAACGUGGAAUUAAAUCGCCAACGGACGCAAUUGCGCUUGGAGCAAAAGAUGGAAUAGUGAUCGCUUCGUUCUUCCUUCAAAUAAAUGACGCGGAUAAUCCGUAUUUGGAUCACAUCGUGAGCAAUUUAUGGCGCAUUGCCUGUCCGGGAUCUAAAGUUUACAUACCUCCUUUUCCGUUGGAGUGGAUUUUCGCGCCUUUUGACAGAGAUUAUUAUACGUACAGCGGUUCUCUUAGUCAGCCACCUUGCAGUGAAAUUGUUACAUGGAUCGUGCAGCAAGAACCAAUUGCUAUAUCCUCAUCUCAGAUGGAGAAAUUUCGAAAAAUCUGUUCAGUAGAAGGCCCAUUACUCUUGAAUUGUCGACCAGUUCAACCGUUGAACGACCGUGAUGUUUACUUUUAUGAAGAAAGCUUGUUGCAUAAUUGAUAUGUAAUUACUUUA